Messenger RNA from Aspergillus affinis, 1053 nucleotides. Its product is annotated as recombinase DMC1. Bases 1 to 1053 code for a protein of 350 amino acids. Gene Ontology annotation, cellular component: condensed nuclear chromosome; nucleus. Gene Ontology annotation, molecular function: DNA strand exchange activity; ATP hydrolysis activity; ATP-dependent DNA damage sensor activity. The record is from RefSeq and is a predicted model, not a curated record. The transcript is spliced from 8 exons. NCBI's taxonomy places the organism in Eukaryota, Fungi, Ascomycota, Eurotiomycetes, Eurotiales, Aspergillaceae. Gene Ontology annotation, biological process: DNA recombinase assembly; chromosome organization involved in meiotic cell cycle; DNA repair.
AUGCCUGAGUCUAACUCAAGCGACGAGUUCGAUGACGAUGUGUUCAUCGUAGAUAUCGAUUCAAUUCAAGCCCAUGGUCUGCACCUCUCCCCUCACUGCACAGCAAAGGCUUACAAGGUGUCAGGAAUCGGUGUUGCCGACAUCACGAAGCUAAAGGCAAAUGGUUUCUAUACUGUGGCGUCCGUCCAUGGGGCUACCCGGAAGACCUUGUUAAAGAUCAAAGGAUUCAGUGAAGUGAAGGUCGAAAAGAUCAAAGAUGCGAUUCACAAAUGCUUGCCCUCUGCCUCCGGCUUCAUCACCGCCAUGGAACUAUGUCAUCAGCGGAAAAGGGUGGUGAAGAUCUCGACGGGAAGUAAACAGUUCGACUCGAUCCUAGGAGGUGGCUUCCAGAGCAUGAGUAUCAGCGAAGUCUACGGGGAGUUUCGCUGCGGAAAGACCCAAUUGUCUCAUACCAUGUCUGUGGUGGCACAGCUACCCAAGGAGAUGGGCGGCGCAGAUGGCAAGGUCGCCUACAUCGACACUGAAGGCACAUUUAGACCAGAGCGUAUUGCGCAGAUCGCAGAGCGCUUCGGCGUCGACCCGGAUUCCACCCAGGAGAAUAUUGCCUAUGCGCGAGCCCUGAACAGUGAACAUCAAUUGGAGCUACUGAACACCCUGAGCAAGGAGUUUGCUGCUGGGGAGUAUCGACUCUUGAUCAUUGACAGUAUCAUGAACUGCUUCCGCGUAGAUUAUUGUGGACGCGGUGAGCUGGCAGAUCGCCAACAGAAGCUGAACCAGUUCUUGAUGAAACUUGCUCAUAUAGCUGAGGAGUUCAAUGUUUGUGUUUUGAUGGUGCAGAGUGACCCUGGCGCAAGUGCUCUCUUCGCCGGAGCAGACGGUCGUAAACCCGUUGGUGGACAUGUUCUAGCACAUGCCUCCACGACUCGGGUACUUCUUCGCAAAGGUCGUGGAGAGGAACGGGUCGCUAAGAUUCAGGACUCUCCAGAUUGUCCUGAACGCGAGGCGACAUAUGUCAUUACCAACGGGGGAAUCAACGAUCCUGAUAAAAUAUAG